Molecule: messenger RNA, 918 nt
Organism: Rotaria socialis
Lineage: Eukaryota; Metazoa; Rotifera; Eurotatoria; Philodinida; Philodinidae
Source: the annotation of a GenBank genome assembly
AUGCUGAAUUAUUAUUCAACGAAACGAAAAAAAAAGACAUUAGCGACUUAUGGAGCAAUGAUGAAAGGAUAUAUCAAAAAUAAUAUGCCUAAUCAAGCAAUUGAUUUGUUUUAUAAAAUUGAAAAUCCUGACAAAAUUAUCAUAAUGUUUGUUUUCAAUGCUUGCGCUUCAUUGGGAACAAGUGAAGCUUUAGAUUUAACAAAAAAAACUUUAGAAAAAAUGCCAAAAACAUUUUAUUCAGAUUCGUAUAUAUUAUGUUCUGUAUUAGAUGCAUUAAUGACAUGUGGUGAUGUCAAAUAUGCUGAAUCAAUAUAUAAUUCAUCAACAAAUAAAACAUUACCUAUGUACGGAGCAAUGAUGAAAGGUUAUUUAGAAAACAAUGACCCAGAAAAAGCAAUUGAACUUUUUAAACAAAUUACAGAUCCUAGUGAAGUUGUUUUCAAUCUUUAUUUCAAUGCUUGUGCUUCAUUGGGAACAAGUGAAGCUUUAGAUUUAACAAAAAAAACUUUAGAAAAAAUGCCUAAAACAUUUUAUUCAAAUUCGUAUAUAUUAUGUUCUGUAUUAGAUGCAUUAAUGAAAUGUGGUGAUGUCAAAUAUGCUGAAUCAAUAUAUAAUUCAUCAACAAAUAAAACAUUACCUAUGUACGGAGCAAUGAUGAAAGGUUAUAUUAAAAAUAAUAGUCCAGGAAAAGCAAUUCAUCUUUUUAAACAAAUUGAAAAGCCCAGUGAAGUAAAUUUGAUUGUUUUUUUUAAUGCUUGUGCCCAAUUAAGAACGCAAGAAGCAUUAAGUUUAGUAAAACAAACUGUUAAAAAAAUGCCAAAGUCGUACUAUUUGAAUUCUCGUCUUCUAACUAGUUUAUUAGAUGCAUUGAUAAAAUGUGGUGAUAGUUCAAGUGGAGAAAUUCUUUUUCAAAAAUGA